Molecule: messenger RNA, 306 nt
Organism: Aspergillus clavatus NRRL 1
Lineage: Eukaryota; Fungi; Ascomycota; Eurotiomycetes; Eurotiales; Aspergillaceae
Exons: 4
Coding region: 1-306 (101 amino acids)
Source: RefSeq, a predicted model, not a curated record
AUGGCGUCCCAAUCCUCCCAGGCCGAUCAACAGCAGCAGCAGCAGCAGCAGUCAUCUCAGUCACAGCAACCAAAUGCCUGGGAGAAAGCAGAGCGGAAGUUUGCCAAUAAGAAUGCGAGUGAAUACUAUGAUCCGUGCCAGGAUUUCGCGGAUCGAAGCCUCAAAUGCAUGAAACGGAAUGCCUUUGACAAGGAGAUGUGCGGUGAUUACUUCCAGUGCCGUUUCCGGCCUUACGAAGCUAAAUUGUCUCAUAGAGCUUAUCGAGACUGUAAAAAGCAAUGGUUGACUCAGAAGAAGUUCUCCUAG